Molecule: messenger RNA, 1335 nt
Organism: Penicillium cinerascens
Lineage: Eukaryota; Fungi; Ascomycota; Eurotiomycetes; Eurotiales; Aspergillaceae
Product: putative monooxygenase
Exons: 2
Coding region: 1-1335 (444 amino acids)
Biological process (GO): secondary metabolite biosynthetic process
Molecular function (GO): monooxygenase activity; FAD binding
Source: RefSeq, a predicted model, not a curated record
AUGAUAAAGUCACCUCAGGAUUUACAGAUUGCCAUUCUGGGCGCCGGUAUGGGUGGUCUCACUUGUGCCCUUGCUCUGGCUCAGCGUGGUUUCAAGAACAUUGAUGUUUAUGAGAACGCACACGACCUCGGCUUUGUUGGAGCUGGUAUCCAGCUGGCCCCGAACAUGGCCCGUGUGCUUGACGGACUGGGUGUCUGGAAGCCCAUCGAGGCCGAGGCCGUGAACAUCGGAAGUACUUCCGUGCGAGUUGGCGCAACCGACGCUGAGCUUGCUCACGUCGAUCUGGGGUACAUCGAGAAGACCUACGGUUACAAGCACAUGGUAGGACACCGCUCGUCACUGGCCGACGGGCUCUACCAAGGCUGCUUGAAGGAGCCGGCUAUCAAAUUCCACUUUGCCACUCCUGCAGUGGAUGUUGACGUGUCCGGCGAGCGGCCAUCGUUUACCGUCGUUCCUCGCGACAACGGCAAGACCCCGUACAAGGUAGAAUGCGACGUCUUGCUGGGUGCCGACGGCAUCAAGUCCAACACCCGCACUGAGAUGCUUAAGAGACUGAACGUCGACGUUGGCGUCAAGGACACCAACCAGGCCGCCUACCGAAUCAUGAUCCACAAGGAACAGAUCAAGGACGACCCUGAGCUGCUUGCUCUGAUGAACAGCACGCGCGUUACCCGCUGGAUCGGUGAAAAACGCCAUAUCAUCGCCUACGCAGUCUCAAACAAUACCAUCUACAACCUGUCCACCACCCAGCCAGACACCAACUUCGCCGCUGCCACAAAUGCCACCUACACCACCAAGGGCGACAAGAAGGCCAUGCUGAACGUCUUCUCCGACUUCUGCCCCAUGGUACAGCGCCUGCUCGACUACGUCCCCGAAGGUGAGGUCUGCGAGUGGAAGUUGCGAGUCCACGACCCGCUCCCUACUUGGGUCUACAAGUCCGUCGCCCUGGUCGGCGACGCUUGCCACCCUACUCUGCCUCACUUGGCCCAAGGUGCUGCCCAAGCCAUUGAGGACGGCGCCGUUCUAGGCGUUGCUCUGGCCCGCCUCCCCGAUACAUCUCCCGAGUCUAUCAACAAAGCUCUGCGCGUUUACGAGCGAGUCCGUAAGAGCCGCGCCGAGGCGCUGGUCAACAUGGCCUCUGCAUCCGGUCGUGCCCUACACCUGGGAGAUGGUGCUGCCAAGGAGGAGCGUGAUCGUCAAUUCGCUGCUCUCCGUGAAGGCAAGGGUCCCGUACCGGACAAAUGGGCCGAUGCCGAUGUCCAGCGCGAGAUCUAUGGCUUCGACUGCACCAAGGUCACCGAGGACAACUUUGAUGAGUAUUUUAAGCAGAUGUAA